Molecule: messenger RNA, 1409 nt
Organism: Nicotiana tabacum (common tobacco)
Lineage: Eukaryota; Viridiplantae; Streptophyta; Magnoliopsida; Solanales; Solanaceae
Product: chlorophyllase-1-like
Biological process (GO): chlorophyll catabolic process
Molecular function (GO): chlorophyllase activity
Source: RefSeq, a predicted model, not a curated record
AGUAAAAUUUAUUGGGUUUAGCCGAACCUCUUCAUUGGGUAAACACUCUGUAUUGAGCACUCUGUGCGCACUGAGUAAGUUCCCACAGUAUAAUAGCUUACAAACCACAUGGAAUGUAAACUGCACUAGACAAGUUCUGUGCGUCAGGCUCGAUCCAGACCAUUUGCAUGGAUGACCGCCCUCCAAACCAACUGGGCCAUCCCGAAGGGACCCCGUGCGUACGAUUGCUAUUAUAAAUCUCAGAAAAAACGUUGUUUGCUGCAUGCAAAAAGUCGACGUACAGAAAAUAAGAGCGCGAGAGAGAGAAAGAAAGAAAGAUGGAAAAGGUUCUUGAGAAACCGCUAUUACAUUAUGAUGGAUCAUUAUCUGUUUUUAGAGAAGGAGAUGUGGCUGUGAAAAUAACAAAGGUGAAAAAUGGAUCAUUAAAUAAUGAUAAUCUUUCACCCCCAACUUCAUUGUUAGUUGUUUCACCAAUCAUACCAGGAACUUAUCCAGUUUUACUCUUUUUUCAUGGCUUCGUUCUCAAGCCUAUAUGGUACAAGUCUCUCCUUCAACAUAUUUCUUCCCACGGCUAUAUAGUUGUUGCUCCACAGUUUUCUCCUGUGGCUUCUGAAAUCCAGGAAGUGAAAAAAGCAGCCAAAGUUACAGAAUGGGUAAGCAAUGGCGCCCUCGAAUCCGUUCUCCCGGAGAAAGUGCAGCCGGAUUUACUCAAGCUCGCCGUCUCCGGCCACAGCAGAGGUGGUAAAACAGCAUUUUCACUAGCUUUAGGAUAUGGCGACCUCUCCAGCUCAACCCCAACGCCUAUCAAAUUUCAAGCUCUUCUAGGAAUCGAUCCAGUUGCAGGUUCUUCUCCGUCCAGCCAAUCUGCUCCGAAAAUUCUCCAAUAUAUUCCUCGAAAUUUCGAUCAGACGGUCCCUGUGGCGGUGAUCGGCGCCGGCUUGUCAAAUCAACGUGCGCAUUAUAUCUUCCCACCCUUUGCACCAAACGGUGUCAACCAUUCGGAGUUUUUUAACGAGUGCAAACCACCUUGCUAUUAUUUUCUUGCUAAGGAUUAUGGACAUACUGAUAUUUUAGAUGACAAAAUUGCUGCAAUUGCGAGUUUGGUUGCAAAGAGUGGGAAGGGAUCAAAGGACCUUAUGAGAAAGGCUGUUGGAGGGAUUGUCGUGGCAUUUCUUGAGGCUAAAUUAGGAGGGAAAGUAGAUAAUCUAAAUGCCAUUGUUCAAGAACCUUCUCUUGCUCCCAUCACCCUUGAUCCAGUCAUAUCUGUCAAAUAAUUUUUUCUUGUAAUUGUUUUGUGUUAUUGAUUUUAAAUAGUUGUUCAUAUUGGACGACCACAAAGUAUUCUGUCUCUCAAGAAUAAGUUCAGAUUAAUAUAUAUAUGCAAUGACAGUAUAAGAAGUUACUACAUA